GCCCGGCGGUGGCGGAGCGGGGCCGAGGCCGCGGGGGGGGGGCCGCGGCCCGGGGGGGGCGGGGCGGGAUUUGGGGGCGCCGAGGGAGCCCCGGGACCCCCCCCGGCAGCGCGGGAUGGGCGACAGCGACCGCGACUGCCGGAGCCCCGACAGCUCGAGCGCCGCCUCCCCUCCCCCCCCCGCCCCUCCCCCCCCCAUGGGGUCCCCCCUGGGCCCCUCCCCCAGCCUGGGGCCCCUCCCCCACCCCCCCCCAAAUUUGGGGUCCCCCUUCCCGGUCAUCAGCUCCUCGCUGGGCUCCCCUCCCCCACCCCAAAAUUUGGGGGGGGGUUUCGGGCCCGUCAGCAGCCCCCAGAUCAACUCCACGGUUCCGCCGCCCCCCGGGAGCGGCUCCGAGGACGUGAAGCCCCCGUUGGGAAUUCGGGGCGUGGCCCCGGCCCCGCCCUGCGCCCCUCCCCCCGGCCCCGGGAAGCGACUCUGCGCCAUCUGCGGGGAUCGCUCCUCCGGGAAGCACUACGGCGUGUCCAGCUGCGAGGGCUGCAAGGGCUUCUUCAAGCGCACGAUCCGCAAGGACCUGACGUACACGUGCCGCGACAACCGCGAGUGCGUGGUGGACAAACGGCAGCGCAACCGCUGCCAGUACUGCCGCUACCAGAAGUGCCUGGCCACCGGCAUGAAGAGAGAGGCCGUGCAGGAGGAGCGGCAGCGAGGGAAGGACAAGGAGGGGGAUCCCGAAUUCGGGACGGCCCCAAACGAGGAGAUGCCGGUGGAGAAACUUCUGGAAGCCGAACUCGCCGUGGAGCCCAAGAGCGACGACGGCGCCGGGCCCGGGGGAGCCUCCCCCAAUGACCCGGUGACCAACAUCUGCCAGGCGGCCGACAAGCAGCUCUUCACCCUCGUCGAGUGGGCCAAGAGGGUCCCGCACUUCUCGGGGCUCCCCUUGGAUGACCAGGUGAUCCUGCUCCGGGCAGGCUGGAACGAGCUGCUGAUCGCGUCGUUCUCGCACCGCUCCAUCGCGGUCAAGGACGGGAUCCUGUUGGCCACGGGGCUCCACGUUCACCGCACCAGCGCCCACAGCGCCGGCGUCGGCGCCAUCUUCGACAGAAAAUAAAAAAAAACAAAAAAAAACCAACAAAAAACCAAAAAAUACCCUAAAAACAAACAAAAAAAACAAAAAAAGAAGAAAACCAAAAAACCAAAAAAACACCAAAAAACCCAACCAAAAAAAAACCCAAAAAAACAAACGAUUAAAAAAAAAACAAAAAAGAAACCCAAAAAAGAAAAAACAAAAAAAAAAAUUAAAAAAAAAAAAACUGCUGAGUCAGCGAAUGGUGAUGGGGGGUGGGGGGAGGGGUGGGAGGGAUUUGGGGAGUUCUCCCCUCCCCUCUCCCUUCCCCCCCCCAAAAAAAAAAUUUUUUUUUUUUUGG
Messenger RNA from Cinclus cinclus, 1424 nucleotides. It is a transcript of the gene RXRB, whose product is annotated as retinoid X receptor beta. Lineage: Eukaryota; Metazoa; Chordata; Aves; Passeriformes; Cinclidae. Gene Ontology annotation, molecular function: nuclear steroid receptor activity; retinoic acid-responsive element binding; zinc ion binding. Gene Ontology annotation, biological process: anatomical structure development; positive regulation of transcription by RNA polymerase II; response to retinoic acid. The coding region runs from base 116 to 1108 and encodes 330 amino acids. The transcript is spliced from 8 exons. The record is from RefSeq and is a predicted model, not a curated record. Gene Ontology annotation, cellular component: nucleus; RNA polymerase II transcription regulator complex.